This is a messenger RNA of Bradysia coprophila, 1553 nucleotides long. Its product is annotated as odorant receptor 94b-like. Gene Ontology annotation, biological process: detection of chemical stimulus involved in sensory perception of smell; sensory perception of smell. NCBI's taxonomy places the organism in Eukaryota, Metazoa, Arthropoda, Insecta, Diptera, Sciaridae. The record is from RefSeq and is a predicted model, not a curated record. Gene Ontology annotation, cellular component: plasma membrane. Gene Ontology annotation, molecular function: olfactory receptor activity; odorant binding.
AUAACAACCUGGGCGGGCUUAUACAUUUAAAUAAAUUUCUUUUCAAAUUUUUAGUUUAUUCUGUGAUUAAGUGUCGACAGGAUGACAUCACAAGUGGUCGCUGUUGCCGAGUUUGAUCCUUCAAGCUACGAUCCCACCGAGGUAAUACAUGCUGUUAUCGUAGCAUUCAAAAUUUGCGGACUAUGGCCAAUCAAUUAUAAAUUUCGGAGUUUAUAUUUGAUCUACCGUUUCUUCUUUCAACUGUCGUUCACGUAUGCAUAUGUUGGAUUUAAGCUGCUCAACUUUUAUAUGAGAACACAUCUGGAUCUGGCAACAGUAAUCAUUUUCGAAAGUUUGGCUGAGAUAUCUGUGUGCCUUCGGGCAGCAAUUUUCAUUUUAAAUUUUGACGACAUUUUUGAUUUCCUGCGGCGAAUCAAAUUAUUUAAAUGUGAGAGUGAGGAUGAAGUGAAUAUUUACAAGAAACGGUUCGGGUUAUUUUCAAACGUUUUACGGUUCUAUUUUGGAUGUGCUUUUUUCGCAACAUUUUUCUCACUCUGCGCCCCAUUUUUUUCGGACAAACCAAUGUUAGCCUAUCCGGCUUAUUAUCCAUACUUGGAUUGGCAAAAUAAUCGGCACCAUUUUUGGAUCGCUUACACUUAUCAAUUAGUUGGCAUGUUAUUCAUGGCCCAUACAUUGAUUCUACUGGAAUCAUAUCACAUUUACUUAAUGGUUACUAUUGGUGCACAGCUGGAUAUACUAGCAGAAAGAUUUCGUAGAGUUGGCAAGAUGUAUUUAGAUCUACCACACGACGUACAACAGGAGAAAACGUUGGAGUUUUUCUUAGACAAUGUCAAAAACUUUGAGGAACUUUCCAGGUUUAUCGACAAAGUGGAGACCGUUUUCGACGUACAAUUUUUUUAUCAAUUCGUUUGUAGUGCGUUGGUGUUUUGUGUUACGGCUCUUCAAAUCCUUAGGAGUAACUUCUUGGAAGAAUACGUAUCGCUUUCGUUUUACGUUGCCUUUUCUGCUACAAUGAUGAACGAAAUAUUCCUACCAUGCUACUUUGGCAACGAGGUUACACUCAGGCGCGAACAAAUACCACAUGCCGUUUAUUCAUCGGAAUGGAUUCAUUUAUCAGAGAAAUUAAAGAAAAACAUGAUAAUCUUUUUGGAAGGACUAAAACGAGCUCGAAUUCUCAGAAGUGGAAAGAUCUUUACAUUGUCGUUGUUUAGCUUCUUGACGGUCAUCAACCGAUCUUAUAGCUUGUUCGCUGUGGCCCGAAAUUUUAUCAAAUAAAUACGUUGAAUCAGCAUGUAUAGAAUUGGACAAAGAUUUUCUUCAACAAUUUUAUUAUCGUCGUAAUUAUGUUGGAACACCCAUAUUGUUCACUUAUCUUACCAGGCACUGACUAUUUAAGUGAUUUAAGUUGAUGUUAUAAAUAAAAACUGAGUGUAUCAAUGUUGUGUUGAAUAAAUUAUGUAGCCGGCUGACACUCCAAUUUUUCCGGUGGGCGGUGAUUUUUUUUUAGUGUCCAUCGAUAUGAAUGAAAUGUGUUGACAGAUGGACAACGAAAA